CUAACAUUGACUUAUAAGUUCAUUAGUUUGUUCAAUAUGUUUAGAAUAGGACAAGGAAUUGGACUGAAGGUCCCUGGCUUAAGUAGAAGCUAUUAUAAAAAGGCAGUUAUAACUGUCAAUGAUAAAGUUACUGUUCAAUUAUUAAAGGAUGUUAAAGACAUUGGAAUUAAAGGUGAACUACUAAGAGUAAAAUCAGCCUAUAUGAGGAAUUGUUUACAACAUGGUGGUAAAGCAGCAUAUGUAACCAAAACUAAAGGUCCUACUAUACCUGUUGUUGUAAGACAAUAUGUUGAAGAAAAAGAAACACCAAAAUCUGAAAUAAUAGAUAAACCAUCUGAUAAAGAAUCAGAAACAAAAGCUAAGAAUAAAGCCGAAGCUUUAUCAUUGGAUGAAUUAUCUCAACUUUUCAAUAGUAUGCGUAGAAGAAAAUCUAUUGCUGAUGCUGAUAAACAAUCUUCAACUUUCCAAAUUGCUAAGGCAACAGAAGAAGUAUCAUUCAUUUUAACUGAAUUAAAUGAAUUAAUUCCAAAUAAUCAUACUUUUAGAAAUUCCAAAUUCCCAAUAACAAAGACAAAUAUUUCAUCUUUAUUAUUUAAUUUAACUGGUGAACAAAUUCCUCAAUCUGUUAUUACUCUUGAAAAGAGUACUACACCUAUUGAAGAAAUUCAAGAAUCUGGUGAUUAUACUUUAAUAAUUAAAUCUCCUGCUGAAAAGUCAUCAAUAACCAAGCAUAUAGUUUUUGAAUAGAACUAUUCUGUAUAUAAUAUUCUGAAUAAAUUUAUGUAAAUAUAUAAUUUCAUAUUUUAUAAAUCAGAUUGUAUUUUUUUUUCUCUCUUACAAAUAUCGU
This is a messenger RNA of Scheffersomyces amazonensis, 847 nucleotides long. Its product is annotated as mitochondrial 54S ribosomal protein MRPL50. Gene Ontology annotation, molecular function: structural constituent of ribosome. The coding region runs from base 37 to 747 and encodes 236 amino acids. The record is from RefSeq and is a predicted model, not a curated record. Gene Ontology annotation, cellular component: ribosome; mitochondrion. The transcript has a single exon. Gene Ontology annotation, biological process: translation. NCBI's taxonomy places the organism in Eukaryota, Fungi, Ascomycota, Pichiomycetes, Serinales, Debaryomycetaceae.